CGCCGUGCGGGCAGGCCUGCUGAACCGCUGGCGAACGCUCGUCAGUCGGUUUGAGAAGGGCAAAGAGCUCACAUCCGUUUUCGAGUUUCAAAGUGCAGCCAAAAAUAUCAACAGUGGAAAUGAUUUGUGACAAACGAAAGACAAGCUCGGGGGUGAAGAAUGGCCUCGACAGUGAUGACAAAGAGGACGGUGAUGUGACAAGUGAAGGUCUCCGAGGGCCGAAAUUAUCUCGAUUGAACGACGACGCUCCAGUCGAAUCAGGGGAUCGGAACUUGGAGACAGAAUUCAACACCCUGAAAACUCUCAUUCCGGGAUUGUCAGAACGAACCAAUCUAGAAGAGCUGGACAUUAUCGAUGCCUGCGUUCUCUACAUUCAAGCUUUGAGGAAUCAGUUGUGUCCACGCUCCAGGAACAACAGCUGUCGAUCAUUGGAUCCGACGAAGGUUUUGCCUUCGUCAAGUGGUACCAGCAGUGCUUCAGAGGGUUUCGAAUUAGUACAAGAACAAGAACAUCCUGUGGAGGAUCCCGUUUCUUUAGACAUUGCUCCCAGCGACAAAGAACCCGAGGAAUUGUCAGACUCCAAUGAGAUCGAUGAAGAAGAUAAAGAGAAUGCAGACAGACCAACAAGUGACUUGUAAUUGUGUACGAGUGUGUGAAUCCAAACAAAUCCAAUAUCAAUCAAUGCAACUGUGAUACUAACCAAUUCAUGAUUCCAACCAACCCUCUUUGUUGACCCAUUCCGAGUUUAUAUCUUAGUGUUAUGGAUACAAUAGAUCUGAAUAUACGCCCAACCAGCCUCGAACAAUAAGUGCUUAUUUCUUGGA
Messenger RNA from Tigriopus californicus, 824 nucleotides. RefSeq lists its product as uncharacterized. The transcript is spliced from 2 exons. The record is from RefSeq and is a predicted model, not a curated record. Bases 120 to 638 code for a protein of 172 amino acids. Gene Ontology annotation, molecular function: protein dimerization activity. NCBI's taxonomy places the organism in Eukaryota, Metazoa, Arthropoda, Copepoda, Harpacticoida, Harpacticidae.